Molecule: messenger RNA, 3415 nt
Organism: Ceratosolen solmsi marchali
Lineage: Eukaryota; Metazoa; Arthropoda; Insecta; Hymenoptera; Agaonidae
Product: muscle M-line assembly protein unc-89-like
Exons: 18
Coding region: 617-3415 (932 amino acids)
Biological process (GO): homophilic cell-cell adhesion
Cellular component (GO): plasma membrane
Source: RefSeq, a predicted model, not a curated record
UGGUAGCUUGUGGUGGUACAGUUUUUGAGAUUGAGACAGAUAUUUAGCCUGGUUAGUUGACGCGCGGGGCCCCGGCAACAGGGAUAGCCGACAAAAGUGUGAAAAAAGGAGAAUACGCAAGAAAAAGGUGCGAAAGCAGUAGAGUAAAACAAAGUGGUAACAAGAGCUGGAAAUAAUUUGAAAAUUAUUUGAAAGUGAAAUAAAAAGUGCUAAUAGUGACAAGGACGUAAGGACGCAACUAACAACGAACACUUAAUAGACAACGAAUCGAAUUUACGAAUUUCUCUUAUUUUUAUUUAAACGAGUAUUUUUUAAACGACGUGUGUUUGCGAAAAAUCACGAAAAGGAAAACACGUGGAUAUUUGCUAAAGAAGAGAAUCGCAUUAUUUGAAAAGAUUUUCUCGACAUAUCAAGCCAGAGUUGAUGUUGGUGAAGACGCUUUGUGAGUUCAGAAAAUAACGCAACGUGGGAAUAAGUGCAACGAAGGCGAAGGCUUAUACGUUGACGCGAAUAUCGCGAGUUCGACGGCAGUAAGAGAGAGGGGUGGGGGUGAAUUCACCCCCCGUCGGCAACCCUCGCGUCCCGACGUAGGACAACAUAUAGGCCGGUCUCAAGCAUGGGGGUCGCAGAUGACUUUGCCCCGAGCUUCACCCAAAAGCCUCAGUUGAGACAGGAAGACGAUGGCAAUAAACUCAUAUUUGAGUGUCAAUUAGUUAGUGCCCCUAAGCCGGAGAUCGCUUGGUUCCGUGGCGAGAUCCAGCUUGCUGAAGAUGACAGAACGAGUUUCAAGAUACAGAGCAUUGAUACCAAUAGCUUCCUUGUAGUACUCGAGCUUGAUGACGUUAUUGAGACAGAUGCUGGCCUUUACAAGGUUAAAGCCAAGAACAAGAUGGGCGAAGUUGCAGCUUCUAUUAAUCUUAAUUUUAGCCCUGUGGAUGAACCUAGAGAAAAACAAAUCGACGGGAUCGCACCGACUUUUGCAAAAAAGCCCGCAAUCAGACAAGAGGAUGAUGGAAAACAACUUGUUUUCGAAUGUCGGAUAACUGCUGAUCCAACUCCGAAAGUGUCGUGGUUUCAUGAUGGCGAUUUAGUAAUGGAUUCUCCAAGACAUAAGCUUACUGUUGAUAAAGAUGGACAUUCCUACUUUGCAAGUUUGGAAAUAAAAAACGUAACUGUUGAAGAUGCUGGAAAAUACAAAGUAACAGCAAAAAAUGAGCUCGGUGAAUCAAAUGCUACAAUCUCUCUUAAUUUUGACAGCGACGAGGCCCCAGUACCGGAUGAUGGUGUCAAACCGACAUUUACCGAACGACCAGUCAUCAGGCAGUCAGACGAUGGAAACACUAUAACCUUCGAAUGCCGGUUAGCCGGUGAUCCCAAACCUAGUGUCAAGUGGUAUCAUGGAUCAGAUGAACUCAGUGAAGGCGGGAAAUAUGAAAUGUUCAUGGAGCUCGACCAGAAGCUUUAUCAUUUGGCUAGACUACAAAUUAACAAUGUUGCAAAAAUCGACAGCGGUGAAUACAAAGCCAUUGCGAAAAAUAAACACGGCCAGGGUGUGUCCACUAUCAACCUGAACUUCGAGGGUGGCGAUAAGCUUAAAAUUCCCGAUGGCAAGCCACCGCGUUUUCCGAAGAAGCCAACAAUACGUCAAGAGGGCGACGUUUUAAUAAUGGAAUGUAUACUGGAGGCCCAUCCAGUGCCUGAAAUCACUUGGUACCAGGGAAUGAAACCUAUUACGGAUACUAAGCGUAUAAAAAUGUCUCGAAAAUCGACCGGAAAAGACACAUAUCUAUUAACUCUCGAAAUAUCAAAUCCAACUAAAGGAGAUGGCGGUAACUACUGUUGCAAUGCAUUUAACAACUAUGGCGAGAGUAAUGCCAAUAUCUCUUUGAAUUUCCAAGAGGAUCCAGCAGGUUUCGCUCCAUCAUUUAUCGAAAAACCACGCAUCAUACCCAAUGAAACUGGCACUCUUAUAACAAUGAAGUGUAAGUGCAGAGCUAAGCCUCAACCGAACGUCAUAUGGUUUCGAAGUACAAACAUCGUCGAAAAAUCAGCAAAAAUUAGUCUUGAUUGUCAAAAUAUUGAUGAAGAUAUUUAUGAGCUUACGCUCGAGCUUAAGAACCCUUCUGGUCCAGAUGGUGGUGCUUAUCGUUGCCACGUGAGAAAUGAAUUUGGCGAAAGUAAUGCAAAUCUCAAUCUUAACAUUGAAGCCGAGCCGGAAGUAGAUGGAGAUGGUCCAACUUUUGUCGAAAAACCGCGUAUUCAGUCUCACGAUAAAGGAAAAAUCGUUGUCAUGGACUGCAAGGUUAAAGCAAAACCAAAACCGAAUAUAGUUUGGACUCAUGCUGGAACAGUCGUUAAAGAAUCAUCGAAAAUUUCACUCAGUAUCGUCGAAGAGGAAGCUGAUAUAUAUUAUAUCAAGCUGAUUCUUAAUGAUCCUGGUGCAGAUGAUUCGGGAUUAUACAAAUGCAAUAUUCAAAAUUCAUUGGGCGAGCUAAAUGCAAAUCUUACAUUAAAUGUCGAAAUUAUUCCUGUGAUAAAAGAAAAACCAAAGGUCAUCAAGAUUGUGAAAAAGAAAACUGUAAUUGUCGAGUGUACGGUGCUUUCGAAAUUUCAACCAGAAUGCACUUGGUUCAAAGAAUCAGAAGUUGUUACGGAAGAUGAUAGACAUCGUCUGCACGUGGAGAAAAUUAAGGAGGGCGAGUUUGCUGUAAAACUAGAAAUUGAGCAGAUUUCACAAGCUGACAGAGGCAAAUAUAAACUUGUGGCACGUAAUGAAAAAGGCGAAGCAACAUCUCAAAUUGUGGAGAUUCAAGAAAUUCCCGAAGAACCGGAUACCCCAAAAAUUGUAUCUGCGCUUAAAUCUAUUACUGUAGAAGAAGGGAAGACAGCAGAAUUCGUAUCAAUACUCCAAAAAUCAGAUAAAAAGAUCAAAGUGACAUGGUAUAAAGAUUCAACGGUGAUUAAGAACUCCGAAACUUAUAGCACUAGCUUUGAUGGUAAGGAAGCUAGGCUACUUAUUAGUUCUGCUAAACAAGAAUCAGCGGGACGAUACAAAAUUGUUUUUAGCACAGAGCACGGAAAAGAUGAAUCUGCGGCGGAACUCAUAGUUGAGGAUCAAAAGGAAACCAUCAUGGAUUCCGAGGAAACCAGUACCAUUGAAAAGAAAAAGGCAAUUAAACGGAAGGAACCAGAGGAUAAGAGGUCGGAGUCCCGAGAAAUGACUCCAGAGAAAAAGAUUAGUCGUAAACAAUCGAUCAAUCGGAUCGAGGAAUUGAAAUCAGAAAGCAGAAGAAGUUCUGUUAGCAGUAGAACAGAAGAAACGGUAUAUUAUUAUUAUAGGCAAUACAAAUUUUUAUAUGCGAGGAUGGAACUGAAACGCCACAAAGAAAAGUUUCUAUUCAAUCGGUACGUUUAA